UUUGAAAGUAUAAUAUUGUCAUUGAAUAUUCUGCUCUUUUGAGUUGAGUAGUUUAUAUAUAUACAAUGUGCUUAGUAUAAUCACGUAUGUAAUCGAAGACUAGACGUAAAGAAUUAAACAUUUAUUAUUUUUUUAAAUUAAAAUGUCGCAUAAAUUAUUGAAACUCGGAGCUUUAGAGGCAAAGAAAACAGCAUUUUUUUUAUGCGACGUUCAAGAAAAGUUUAGACCUCAAAUUAAACAUUUUGGAGAAGUUGUAGCAGUCGCAAAUAAAAUGUUAGAAGCGGCAAAACACUUGAAAAUACCAGUUUAUGUAUCAGAGCAACAUACGAAAAGCUUUGGUCACACCACCAAGGAUAUAAAUCUAGAGGGGGCAGCACUUGUUUAUAAUAAAUCUACAUUCUCCAUGUAUAAUACAGAACUCAAGGAGAGAUUGAUAAAGGAUCUACCAAACUUGGGGUCAGCGGUGGUGUUCGGUAUAGCGGCCCAUGUAUGUGUUGAGCAAACAGUGAUCGAUCUACUGCAUGAAGAUAUUAAUGUGCAUGUAUUGGCUGACGGUGUAUCGUCGCAAUCGUUAAUGGAUAGAGAACUUGCUUUACAGCGAUUCCAAACGAUGGGUUGUUUUGUGACUACCGCUGAAAAUGUUUUAUUGAAGUUAUUAGGGGGCAUGAGUCACCCAGCAUUGAAAGAAGUCUCAGAGAUUAUUCAAAAUGACCCGACGCCUGAUGAAUUUGGUGCAGCCAAUUUGAAGAUAUAGAUUUUUUUAUUUAAUUAUUUAUUUAGACAAUUUCGAGGGUUCACCUUUGUUACCAUGAAAGUAAGUUAAGUUUGAAAAAGAAAAAUAAAAACAAUAUUUUUAUACUAUUUUCUUAUAUUAUAAUAAAUACAUGUUAAAAUACUCACUGA
Nymphalis io (European peacock) is the source of this 903-nucleotide messenger RNA. Its product is annotated as isochorismatase domain-containing protein 1-like. The transcript is spliced from 4 exons. The coding region runs from base 143 to 754 and encodes 203 amino acids. Lineage: Eukaryota; Metazoa; Arthropoda; Insecta; Lepidoptera; Nymphalidae. The record is from RefSeq and is a predicted model, not a curated record.